GCCUGUUGAGGCAUCAGUCCGCUGCAGCUAGCUGGAACCUCUGCGGAAGCGACAGCCAGCCUAUACAGCCCUCUCAGGAUCACCCGGCACAUCAUCAAGAUGGCCAUCUUGCUCAACGUCGUGUUGUGGGCCAUCGCCGUCGUGCUCAUUGUCUACGAGGUCGGACUCAUACAGGCGUACCCAGCGGGCGACGAUGAGUCGCAGGGAGGUGACCGCCGCAUGCAGUACGUGGCCGCGGUGGUGGAGUACCCCGCGCUGGGAGACCCCACCAAGGAAGACCCUCAGCUCGUGAUUGGCGCCAACUGCGAGCGCUACAUCCGCUUCAUGCGUCAAGCCCGCGACCAGAGCGCCGACAUCAUCGUGUUCCCCGAGUGCGGGCUGACUUCGAUGAACCUGCCGCCGACACGCGAGCAGCUGCGCAAGGUGCUGACGCCAAUCCCAGAGCUGCAGAACAACCCGUGCGAUGAUGACACCGCUGCCCAGGUGCUGCGCAACCUGUCCUGCGCGACGCGCGAGGCGCGGAUGUACACAGUGAUCAACAUCGCCGAGAUCGAAGAGUGCGCAAACCGAACCGGCUGCCCCGACGACGGAGCCCUCUUCUACAACACCGACGUCGCCUUCGACCGCAACGGCACCAUCGUCGCCAAGUAUCGCAAGUACAACCUGUUCGUGGAGCCGGGCUUCAACGUGACGGAGAUGCCUGAGGCGGUGACCUUCGACACUGACUGGGGCGGCCGAGUGGGGCUGCUCACGUGCCAGGACUUCCUCUACCAGGAGCCGGCCAGGACACUCGUGGAAGACCUGCACGUCACAGACAUCGCCUACCCGGUCGCCUGGUUCAACGAGCUGCCCUUCCUCGUGGCGACGUCGGUGCAGGCCGGGUGGUCGGCGGCGCGACGCGUCUCUGUGCUGGCGUCGGGGCUGCACCGGCCGCGCGCCGGCAACGCUGGCAGCGGCGUCUACCAGGCAGGCGGGCGCCCCCUUGUCGCGGCGCUGCCCACCGCGGACAACGUGGGCGCCGGCCAGCUGCUCAUCGCGCCCGUCCCCAUCACCCGCGCCCCGCCGCUGGAGACGCGACCGACGGCUGCGCCGCCAGCGCCGCUGCCGGUGCGUGCGUCGCACAUCCACGUGAAGAGCAGCGAGGCGGGCGACCUGCUGCUGUACCAGGACUACCUGGCGCCGUACCACGCCGUCGAGCUGCUGCCCGGCGCCAAGCACGCCGUGCGCAUCUGCCACGCGGGCGACGCGUCCGUGGGCGCCGCCACCUUCUGCUGCGACGUCGACGCCGAGAUCGACCUGUCGACGCCGCCCCCUAGCUCCCUCCUCCCCUACCGCUACAUGGCCGGCAUCUUCAGCGGCGUGCGCAACUUCGGCGGAGUCAAGACCGCCGGCAUCAAGGUAUGUGGAAUCAUGGCUUGUGGGGGUGAGACUGAUGCAGGCGGUGAGAUGUGCGGCUUGUGGAACACAUCACUGUCAGCAGCGACAGCCACACUGCAUCGAGCUAUCGUGGCGGCUAACCUGACAGCCUCAACAACAUUCCAUCUGCCCAUCAGCCUCACGGGUGAGCUGCUGCCAGUGGCCGCAGAUAAGCUGCGCUACAAUGCUGACUGGCAUGGUGCCUCUGUCCAGAUCGAGUCUCCAGUAACAGACCUGCUGGUGCUGGCAUUGUGGGCCCGAGACACCACACUAGAUGGUGACCAGCCAGUGGGAGCAUCUGCCACAGCUGCAUGAAAGAGGCCACCCUGAAACAUCUGGCUCUUUCACAGUUGUUCUGCAGCCACAUGUGCUCUGUCCACUUAGUCCUGAACACAUUCAAGAAUUUCAUCUGUGGAUGCCACAUGUUUGCCCACAGUUUGUGAGCUCUCUUGCUUGCUCAUUUCAUUAGUAAUUACUCCUCUCCCUGUCAAUUAUGGAUUCAGAGAUCACUAUUAGUUUACUAUGUCCUAUGUCGAAAGCUGUUAUUGAAUUAUAAUAAGAAAAUCAUAUCAACGAGAUUCAAAUAAAACUUCAACUUCCAUGAAUGCAUUGCUCUUGCACAACCUUCCCUACUCAUAAGUAUUGUCGAAUAUUCUGCUAACAUGUGACCAUAAAACUAAGUACACUACUUGGCUAUCAUUUGAAUAUUUCCUUCAGCUGAUUGUUCAAGACUAAUCACAUCUGCAGACUUCAAGUUAGUUGGAAAACUUUUCGAUGAGCCCAGAAAAGUAUAACUGUUCAUUGUUACACCAUACAGAAGUAUUUGUUCUUGAACUGAAUGAGAUGCAGCAAUAGUGACUUCACAACUUGAGACGCAACCCACAAAAUUCUUCAUCUAUCUCUGAAUCUCAAGAUGUGGAUACUUUUCACAUUUAAACUGUUGUUUUCAUCAUACAAUAGGUUGUGGAGAAUUCCACAAACAACUAUAAUUUGCCACUCUCUCUGCCACAUCUGCAGAUACAGCGCAAAACCUUUUCUUGUAUUCCUCUCUUAUAUAGCCCCGCUUCCCUAAUUAUAUCUACUGUGACCUAGGGCCUUAUCUCUGUAUGUGAGGGCAUUGGUUGGAUGGCAGUGAUCAUGUUCUCAGAAUAUUCAGUGAUGAGACAGUGACAAACUUCCAACGCUAGCCUGUCUAAUUGUCUUUCUUGUAGUUUCACCACCUGAACUUUGUCCAAAUCAAAAUCAGAGUUGUGCAACACAUCUGUGAAACAAUAACUGUAGAUACACUGUUUAGUGGAAACAACAGUGAAUAACAGUAAUAGAUACUAUUAUUAUAUGGUCAUAAUCACUACAGUAUUUCCUGUUACCAGUUCCAACUCAGGUUGGUCAUCAUGAGCCGCUGGCAAGUGAUUACUCCAGUAAACCUUGUGUCAAGUACAGUCCAAUUUGCCACCCAUUGUAGUGUUGGCUCAAAUAAUAAGACAGAUGCCAGAUGAUGACUAAUCCAAAUCAAAACAAAGUAAACAAGUAAUGAUAUGGACUGUAUUCUAAUCAAAUACUCUAAAUCAAAAUCUCAUCCUAACCUAUUACCAUGCCGGGAAAUUAUGUAGCUCUUAUUUGAGCUUCUUAGUCUCUUUCCUCAUUUUAACUGGAUGUUAAAUCCUACCCAAAACGAGCAAUACGUGAGAACUGAUUGUAAGAAUGUGAAAGAAGGAAGAAAGUUUAGGAUUUUACAUCCCACCAACAUCAAAGUCAUCACAGACUGUGCAGGAAUGUGUUGUAGAUGACCUUUCAUUCAUUCUGGCUAAGAAGAAAUGCAAUACAGAAAUGUAGGGAUGGGAGCACAGUUGUCUUGUAAACAAGGUUUUUGUAAACAUACAUUUACUUCCAAAUCUUCCAGUCAAUUGGAAUCUAACAUCAUUUUUCCAAACUACAACAUCCCAUUUGGUUCCCCUUGUUGCAUCAUUUUGAAACGGCAUGGUAAGAUGUACUGACUGUUUUAUUUUUGUGCUGUGUAUGCAAGCAGUUCUGCUCUUCAUUCAUAACUAAACGGUAUGGGAUUAUAAUUAUUCAAGAAAAGUUACAGAUUCAUUCAUAAAUCUGCAGGUGUCUCUGAUGCAGGUCCUACAUUGAUAAUCUAUUUAGGAUUACAUAUUGUGUUCUACCAGCAAGGAAAGUCACAGAGAUUUUAAUAAGACAAUGAAUGACCAUUCUUCACUGGUGUCUUUCUACACAUUCAAACUAAACCAACCAAUAAAUAUGGGGUACUGCCUGAAAACAACCAAAGCCCUUCCUUUGUUUCAAAAAUACUGCAGAUUGGAAAGGAAAUAGUUGUCUCUCCAUAUCCUUCCAAAAGAAGAUAUGGAGCUCUAACAAUCAAAAUUUUUGUGUUUCACCUUCUACCCCACAUCCUUGAACUCUAAUAGCAUCUCUUUAACUGCCUAAAUACGUAUGUUAUUAUCACCCAAUUAAAUCAUCAUUACCUUGAUGACCAUCAUACUCUAAAUAGGUUAUAUUCAUUGUCUUCACAACGAAUAUUUAAAUUAUUCAUUCUUUAUAUCUGUCAAUGAAAUAUUUCCGUUUAUCUCAUCCAUUUCUCACUCAUUCUCAUAUCAUUACUUAAGGGUCAAUUAUUUAUAACAAAUUGUUCCUGAUUAUUUUUUAUUUGUUCUGACAUACUUGCUUCUAGCAUCAGAAAUACUGUUACAUAUGUAAUGUGUCAGAGUGUUAAUAAGAAUUUGUGAUUUGCUAAAACUGAGUAACACCAUUUCUGUGUUGUAAUUCUAGAAGUUUCAUCUUACAACAGUGACUAAAACAUAAACAAGUAUAUUGUUAUUUGCUUUAAAAAUCUUUAAACAUCAAGAGGAAAUUGUAGUAAUCAGAUGAUCAAAAAUGAUAAAAGUAUCCUUUUUUGAAAAACAAAGCUUGUGCUAUAUCUGUGCAUACAAACAAGAAAUGGAUUUCUAUGUGAAAUUUCAGUAUGUUUGGGAAUAUACAGAAAGCCAAUCAAUUGUUCAUUAACAACAUGUAGAUUUAUCAACAACACUUUUUAUUCAUUUACACAUGAUCAAUAGCUUUACUAUGACAGUUUUUCUUGAAAUGAAAGUUUCUGCAUUGAAAUAAAAGCUCAUAGCAUAGUGCACAGCAAAAUCAUCACUUGAUUAUUAAUUAACUUCAUGUUUGAGAAGUCAAGCAAAAUCUAACCUUUUUAUAUAUGAACCAUAUGCAAAAUGAUUCAUCACAGUACUGUCUAUCAUACUGGACUGUUGUAGCCCAUUUGGUCUCAAGGCUCAGUGAGCCUCACUGAUGCUACACAAAGCCCUGAGAACCAUAACAAAUAUCUGAAUCACAAAAAACCUAAUUAUGGUAACAUUAUAUGGCUAGAACCAAAAUGUUUCUAAUGUCACCACAUAAAUUAGCCAACUUUUACAGGGAGAGGAGAUAAGUUCCCAAUGAUUGUGUAGUUGAUACAUUUUAAUAACUGAGAGUACAGAAUCAAAACCUUUUUUUUUUCUUUUUAGUGACUGAAUCAAGAAAAGUAAGAACUUAUUUAUAAAAUUUGUUAACACAAAGCAGAUUCUAAAUAGAAAGAACAAUGCAACAACAGCCUAUUUUCAAUUAAUAUCCGAUGAAGAAGAAUCUAAAGUGACAUCUGUCUAUGUAACAGUAGACCAUAUGCAAGAUGAUCUGACAGACAGUAGUCAUCUUUUAUUCAAUGGCCUACCUGGCCUACCUAAAAAUACUCUCAGACAAAACCAUCUCAAUGUGGUACAGUUACAUUUUGCAUUUCCAUUAGUAGUCAAAACUACUGUACUCUAAAACAAGUAGAUAAGCCAUAAAGACACCUAAGAAAAUGCAUUACUUUUGCUUUGUUAUCAUUCAUUUACAACAGCAAAAGACUUGUAACAUUCUUCUUUUAAGUUGUUAAUCAGUAUUUUGUUGAGCUUCUUCUCUGUAACUGCAACCAACUAUUGCUGUAUGACAGUUGUUUGUUGAAAUAAAAGGCAUAAAAACUGAAAA
Schistocerca americana (American grasshopper) is the source of this 5436-nucleotide messenger RNA. RefSeq names its product vanin-like protein 3. The record is from RefSeq and is a predicted model, not a curated record. Lineage: Eukaryota; Metazoa; Arthropoda; Insecta; Orthoptera; Acrididae. The transcript is spliced from 9 exons. The coding region runs from base 100 to 1731 and encodes 543 amino acids.